Molecule: messenger RNA, 959 nt
Organism: Solanum stenotomum
Lineage: Eukaryota; Viridiplantae; Streptophyta; Magnoliopsida; Solanales; Solanaceae
Product: F-box/FBD/LRR-repeat protein At1g13570-like
Exons: 3
Coding region: 75-959 (294 amino acids)
Molecular function (GO): protein binding
Source: RefSeq, a predicted model, not a curated record
UCCAUUGAGAAGACAAAUCGACCAGAGUGCUUCACAUUCAUCCUCUCUGAUUCUUGUUGCAAUCAUUUGAUAUUAUGUCUCGGAAUGGGAAAAAGCAACUUUUACCUCCCUCUGAUGUACUUAGCAACCUUCCCGAUAGUGUAAUUGAUGACAUUCUAACGAGGUUGCCUUUACGAAAUGUUGUGAGGACAAGCAUCUUAUCGAAGAAAUGGAGAUAUAACUGGUGCAGACUUCCACAACUGAAACUUGAUCAAACACUUUGGAAAACAACAGAGGCCUUGAUGUCCCCUACAAUUGGAUUUACUAUCAUUCUCUGUUGCCUCUUUGUCGUUCAUGCAGGACCAAUUACCAAAUUUACCCUCGACAUUCCUGAUCUUAUAACAUGUCCUACUAUUGACCACUUGAUAUAUUUCCUCUCUAGGAAUGGAAUUCAACAUCUUGUUCUUAAAUUUCCAUUAGGUAACCCAUACAAACUGCCUUCUUCAUUUUUCAUAAGUUCGAGUUUGAUGCAUUUGACUCUCACAAGAUGUCAAAUAAGUCCUCCACCGAUCUUUAAGGGAUUUGAUAGGUUAAUUAACCUAAAACUAAGACGUGCCAUAAUUUCUUCUGAAUCGCUUGGAAGUUUGAUAUCCCAUUGCCCGUUGCUUGAGAAUUUGGAGCUGACAUAUCUAGAUAAUUCCAACCCUGUGGAAAUUAGUGCUCCCAAGCUAAAGUCAUUUGUCUUCAGGGGCAAUAUACAUAUUAUACAUCUAAACAACGCCCCUCUUCUUUCCAAUGUUUCAUAUAAGCCUAAAGAAUUUUCUGUAGAGGCAGAGCAUGAUCUUGGCAAGAUUUUUGAGUUUAUUCCUGCUCUCAAGAAUCUCUGGUGGAAACACGACUUUGUCCAUGUAAUGUUACUUAAUGACUUAAUUGUAAUGCAUUUUCAUAGAUGGUAUCUUUUGAGCUUUGAGUCAUCCUAA